AUGGCGGGCUGCGCGGCGCGGGUUCCGCCGGGCUCCGAGGCGCGCCUCAGCCUCGCUACCUUUCUCCUAGGAGCCUCGGUGCUUGCUCUGCCGCUGCUCACGCGCGCCGGCCUGCAGGGCCGUACCGGGCUGGCGCUCUACGUGGCCGGGCUCAACGCGCUGCUGCUGCUGCUCUACCGGCCGCCGCGCUACCAGAUAGCCAUCAGAGCUUGUUUCCUUGGCUUUGUGUUUGGCUGCGGUGUGCUGCUAAGUUUCAGCCAGUCCUCUUGGAAUCACUUUGGCUGGUACGUGUGCUCGCUGUCUCUGUUCCACUAUUCUGAGUACUUAGUGACAGCUGUCAAUAAUCCCAAAAGUCUGUCCCUGGACUCCUUCCUCCUGAAUCACAGUCUGGAGUACACAGUAGCUGCCCUGUCUUCUUGGAUAGAGUUCACAGUUGAAAACAUCUUUUGGCCAGAGCUGAAGCAGAUUACCUGGCUCAGUACCACUGGGUUGCUGAUGGUGGUCUUCGGAGAAUGCCUGAGGAAGGCUGCCAUGUUUACAGCUGGCUCCAACUUCAACCACGUGGUGCAGAGUGAAAAGUCAGACACCCACACUCUGGUGACAAGUGGGGUGUACGCUUGGUGCCGGCACCCCUCCUAUGUGGGCUGGUUUUACUGGAGUAUCGGCACCCAGGUGAUGCUGUGUAAUCCCAUCUGUGGUGUGGUCUAUGCCCUGACGGUGUGGCGCUUCUUCCGUGAUCGCACAGAAGAGGAGGAGAUCUCGCUGAUUCACUUCUUUGGGGAAGAAUACUUGGAUUAUAAGAAGAGGGUGCCCACAGGCCUGCCUUUCAUAAAGGGGGUCAAGGUGGAGCUAUGACGGGCGAGGCCCUGUGGGACCAAGGACCCUCUGGCCUUGCGCAGCCGAGGACAAAACUGUUUCAAGUUGGGCACUACAGAGUGAGUUUUCUUAAUUGUUUUAUAUGUAGCUAAUUACUCCUCAGAACGUCACCCAGGACCUAAUGUUGAGAAGACCUUAGGUCCAAAGGAGCCUCGGCAGCCGUCUCCUGCACAGGCAGAGCAAGGAGGGUGUCAGCACCUCUUCCUCCGUGCAGGAUGAUGACCCAAGCCACAGUCUUCUGCCCCUCAGGUCAGGGUGUGUGUGCACGGUGACCAGGCCACUCGGGAGAUGGACACUGCCUUGACAGCACUCAGCCCGCUGGAGGAGUGGUCAGAGUGCCGGAUGUCAGCAUUCGAAAUGCAUAAAACCCUUCCUUUCCCCCCAGCCCAGCACAGCUCUAACCUCUGUCUAACCGCCCGUGAGUGCAUGAGCACCUGCAUUGACUCGAAAGACCUCUGCCCUCAGCUCACCGUACAUUUAAUCAUAUUUACACACCAAUUUUAUAAAAAUAGCAGUGUAGAUUCCAAGGGACACUCAGCCUCCAUGCCUUGGAGUUUCUAAGUCCGGCUUUUACACGGCAGCAGGCAGCACAGACCCUCUGCAGCUUCUGAGUAGCCAUUGAACCUGGGCUGAGGAUGUGGGCCCCAGGGCUCUCCCAGGGUCCUGGCCUUGGCUCGUCUGUUCCCCUAGGAAGUAAUGUCCGUGCUAACGCCUCCGAGAAGGCUGCCGGCCCGCCGUGUGUGAGGUUGUUCUCAUUUAUCAUAGCUUGAUUUUUUUAUUUUUAUUUUUAUUUUUUUAUUUCUGAGUUGCAAUGAGUCUGUCAAAUUAGUUUCCUGUGUUUUUUCAAAGUAAGUCACCCUACUGCUGCAGCAAGUUUUCCCAGAAGGUUUGGGCGUAGUUCACACACCUGGAACUUGAGGCAGUUUAACCCUCAACAGUCCACAGUAGAGAGGCCUAGUUGAGUUUUGUUAGCAUCUUGGAUCUGCUGGCCUGGAAGAACAUUGGCUUUCUCUGUGUUUAGCACAAAAGCUUUCAGAGGUGCGGCCCUUGAUUAAUCCUGGACGGGACAAGAGCCUGGUCCUGGUGUGAGGUCCUUCCAGAUUUGGUUUUCUUUGUUGUCCUCAGAGCAUCUGCCUUGAGGUGUAGAAGAGUCUUAAAGUCUGCAGGACUGAACGGAUUGGUGUACCUCCCCUUCCCCGCCAGUUCCAGCAGAAUCCAGAUCAGCCUGCAUAGCGCUCUCUGCAGCAGCCAGGCCCUCUCAGACUUGAGAAAAACCUUUUCCUUCUCCCCUGUACCACUGAGCAGACAUUGCUGGGUUGAAAAUAAUGAAUCUUAGUAUUCCUGGCCUUCAGCCAUCUGGUAGUCCUUAAGUACAGUUCUGUCUUCCCAGGACUCGGAAGACUCCUUCCUUCACAAGCACACCAGUGCACAGAAGCACACUUGGUACAUCAGGUCAGGCAAGCCCAGGCCCCAACAGUGGCCAUGGUGUUGCUAAGCACGCUGGCAGCUUGCUGUACGUAGGCCAGGUCUCCACCAGGACACCAAAGUGGGGUUGGUAAUGAAUGCCAAGCUGGAAUUGAGCAGGACACAAGUCCACAUGGGUGCUGACCUGGGGCUUGAUGUUGGCAGUGGGAGCACUGGCAUCUUCAGGAACAACGUGACAGUCCUGCCCCCGUGGGGGACGUUGACUUUGACGCUCACAGUGUACUGGAUGGCCGGUUAAAGCAGGACUGCUGUUCUGUGCCACAGUGAACUGCUGCUGCUGGGCUCUUGGCAGCGCUAAUGGGCACGUGUGGCUGGGCUUGCAGGUCUGUUCUGUGAGUCCUCAGAGGCCCAUUGGAAGGAAGCUGGGGUGGAGGUGUGCUCUGGCAAGAAGGUGGGCAAGGUUAAUAUGGGUGAGUGUUCAAUAUUGAGAUGCUGUAAGACCUUGUCAGACCGGGAAGAGUGGUCAAGUGGGCGGUUAGUACUGUGUUGUAGGAUGCAGCCAGAGUUGACAGAACCUCAGGAGCUGGGUAAAUGGGUAAUUCUAGUUUAUUCUUGACAUAGUAGACAGGCAUUCCAUCAGCUGGGAGGUGGCCCCAGCAUCGGUUCCUCCACCAAAACUUCUGAGAAUUCAGAACCCUCAGUGCCCUAGUCAGUGUAGUAAGCAGGGAAGCCGUCAGGAGGGUCUCAAGCCAGCCCAGCUGCAAGUGUUCCCUGGGCCAGCCUGCAGACAUGGAUGCUGCAGCCAGAACUCUGAGACCACCUCCCAGCUCUGCAGUGGUGCUGACUGCUGUUGAGGUGGGGAUGUGGCCAGAGCACUGUUCAUUUCCACACCCUCCUGGGCUGGGGCCUCCCAUCAGAGUGGGGUCACGACUGCCUACCUCACAGGGGUGUUGUGGGAAGGUGAGCUGGACAACAAUGAAAUCUUAGAAGGAGAACCAGGUGUGUCUAUGUGAAAAAGCAGUGUGUGCUAAUGUGUGUCCAAAAAACGUUCUGCCAGCUUGGAAGUAAUUUAUUUUAGAUUUUAUGGCUUAAUUAUUUUUUUGUUCUAUAUACCAAAGAGGCUUACGGGUUUGCCAGUUACCAUGUGAGGCCAGUUGGCUCAGGGGCUGCCAGCCAUCAGGACCUGAGGCUUAAGAGCGCUGUGGUAGCCAUGGCUGUUGUCCACACCAAGCUGCCCGGGAAUAACCAUGGUCAUAUGAGUGGAGACAGACCACACUUCCUAUAGCCUACCCCACUCACUAGGCUGAAAGCGAGAGGGAAUGGAUUUUUGGCAGUCGUACCCAGCUCUUUCUCAGUGCAUCUAAGCUGGGCUGGCUCCAGCCUCCUGUUCCCCUUGAGGGCCAUGAAGUUGUCUUUUUGAUGGAUGGAGAGUAGCUAAUGACAGCCCUUGGCAUUGUGGGUGGUAAGGCUGAAUGUUGGCAUUUGAUGUCACCCUCCACCUGCCAGAAGCCAGGAAGUUCAGCCUUAAGACAGCCCCACAGAGAGGGAACCCAGGCCCUGGGAUCUCUUGGUGAGAUACGAGAUUGCACCCUAGGAAAGGUGAGGUGGUGUUCUUUAAAGAGCAUCCCAAGGGUGUGGCCAGUGGAAGACCGGGCCACCCUUCUGACACUCCCAGGAUGCCAGUUGGCCAGCCACAAGGGACUAUGAGCCUCUUCUGGGCAGGAUUUGCUAGGUGAUUGGUCUCUGCUGCUGUGGGCUGGAGGUUAUCCUAACUUAGGAAUGCAGCCGUGACAGGUGGCAGCAGAAUCCAGUUGAUGAGGCAUUUCAGGUGUUAUAAGGGCUGCUGUGUCCUAGGGUUUCCACAAAGGAAGGCGUUGUUAGGAGAUUGAUUUGUCUACGUGCAGGCUUCAGAGUAGAGGAUUUUGUGUGGAAACUGGGCACCUUACAGAAAAACAGCUACUUGGCAGUCAUGGGGCAGGAAGCAUUUAGAGGCCCUGUGGCAGCUAAAAGCUGGUGUGGCAGUUUGUGAUGGCCUCCAAGCAGGGCAGGAAGUUUAACAGCGGUGUCCUUGGUGGGAACUGCUGCUUGGACCUAGGGUAUAGCCUUAUCAGUUCUUCCCACUUAUUGCUAGCUUGGCCACUCAGGGCAAAUCCCUGAGGGCUCAGCCAAAGCUCUUGGGCUGCCUCCUCCAAACACGAAGCGAGGCCUCCUCCUCCUCCUCCUUCUCCUCCUCCUCCUCCUCUGCAUUCUCCCCUGCCUUAGGUAUCUCUGCUUCACAGUAGCGGCAAGGUAGAGCCCUCAGCCUCCCCAUGGGCGGGCGGUGGCUGCAUGGCUGUGAAGCUUGUCCCUCGCUCGUCCUGAACUCGGCAGGCCUCCGUCCUGAGUGGAAGCAGGCCUCCGUCCUGAGUGGAAGCAGGCCUCCGUCCUGAGUGGAGGCAGCUUGUCUGACCCAUUGCAAGGAAGGAGAACUAUAGAGUAAUCACUGUACUCUUCUUUUUACAUACAGAAAUGUUUAUUUAAAUAUAUUAAAUGGGAUUUUCUUUCACAGAUACUGAAUAUUCUUUCUAAUUCUUAAAUAAAACUGUACUUGGUUUCACUAUGAA
Grammomys surdaster is the source of this 4904-nucleotide messenger RNA. It is a transcript of the gene Icmt, whose product is annotated as isoprenylcysteine carboxyl methyltransferase. Gene Ontology annotation, cellular component: endoplasmic reticulum; membrane. The transcript has 5 exons. The record is from RefSeq and is a predicted model, not a curated record. Lineage: Eukaryota; Metazoa; Chordata; Mammalia; Rodentia; Muridae. Bases 1 to 855 code for a protein of 284 amino acids. Gene Ontology annotation, biological process: C-terminal protein methylation. Gene Ontology annotation, molecular function: protein C-terminal S-isoprenylcysteine carboxyl O-methyltransferase activity.